GGUGAUAAUGUGGACUUGAAUGAAUACAACGAAAUUACUGCUGGUUUAUCUAGAAAGAAAGAGAACUUCUUAAGUGCGACAAAGCGCUAUUGCUAAGGAUUACAUCAGUUUGGCAUAUUCAGUGUUCUCGGAGAACGACUCCAAUUUUCAGCUGGCUUCCUGACCAAAGGUUCCCGAUGUUAUCAGCAGCAUAAGGCAGUUAUCGAAAGCUGCCAUGAAGGAAGAUGCCAAGCCUGGCAAAGACAACGAAGACGCCUUUUACAACUCUCAGAAGUUCGAAGUCUUGUACUGCGGCAAGGUGACCGUGACCCACAAGAAGGCGCCGUCCAGCCUCAUCGACGACUGCAUCGAGCAGUUCAGCCUGCACGAGCAGCAGCGCCUGAAGGCCCAGGGCGAGGAGCCGGCGCUGUCGGAGGAGGCCAGCGCGCCCCCGUCCCCCGCGGACGUUCUGGCCGAGGAAGAGGAUGGCGCCGCCGACACCCACGCCGCCUUAUCCCCCACGCCCAGCCAGCCUGGGCCGUCCAGCUCUCGAGUCUGCUUCCCCGAGCGGAUUUUGGAAGAUUCCGGCUUUGAUGAACAGCAGGAGUUCCGGUCUCGGUGCAGCAGCGUCACCGGCGUCCUGCAAAGGAAAGUUCACGAGAACAGCCAGAAACCACAGCCGCGGAGGCGGCACGCCAGCGCGCCCAGCCACGUCCAGCCGUCCGACUCGGAGAAGAACAGAACCAUGCUGUUCCAGGUCGGGCGGUUUGAGAUUAACCUUAUCAGUCCAGACACUAAAUCAGUUGUGCUAGAGAAGAAUUUUAAAGAUAUCUCUUCUUGUUCCCAGGGUAUAAAGCAUGUCGAUCACUUCGGUUUUAUCUGCCGGGAGUCGCCGGAGCCUGGGCUGAGCCAGUAUAUCUGUUACGUGUUCCAGUGUGCCAGUGAAUCUCUGGUUGAUGAGGUAAUGCUGACUCUGAAACAGGCCUUCAGUACGGCCGCUGCCCUGCAGAACGCCAAGACCCAGAUUAAGCUGUGCGAGGCCUGCCCUAUGCACUCUUUGCAUAAGCUCUGUGAAAGGAUCGAAGGUCUCUACCCGCCAAGAGCCAAGCUGGUGAUACAGAGGCAUCUGUCAUCACUGACAGAUAAUGAGCAAGCUGACAUCUUUGAACGAGUUCAGAAAAUGAAGCCAAUCAAUGACCAGGAGGAAAAUGAACUUGUGAUUUUGCAUCUGAGGCAGCUGUGUGAAGCCAAGCAGAGGACACACAUUCACAUCGGGGAAGGCCAAUUGACUAUUUCAAAUAGUACAAUCCCGGAAAAUACAACAAGCAGUGGAAGGUUCAAACUUGACAUUCUGAAAAAUAAAGCUAAGAGAUCCUUAACUAGCUCCCUGGAAAAUAUCUUCUCAAGGGGAGCGAACAGAAUGAGAGGUCGGCUUGGAAGUGUGGACAGCUUUGAACGGUCUAACAGUCUUGCUUCAGAGAAGGACUACUCACCAGGAGACUCUCCGCCGGGGACCCCACCGGCUUCCCCACUGUCUUCAGCUUGGCACACGUUCCCUGAAGUGGACUCCGACUCCCCGCAGUUUCGAAGACGGGCGCACACAUUCAGCCACCCACCUUCAAGCACAAAGAGAAAGCUGAACCUGCAGGAUGGGAAGGCUCACGGGGUCCGCUCCCCUCUUCUGAGACAGAGCUCCAGCGAGCAGUGCAGCACUGUUCCUUCAGUUCGGCGCAUGCACAAGGAGAGUAAUUCUUCCUCCAGUCUUCCAAGUCUUCACACUUCCUUCUCUGCCCCUUCCUUCACUGCCCCCUCUUUCCUGAAAAGCUUUUACCAGAAUUCAGGUAGACUGUCCCCACAGUAUGAAAAUGAAAUCAGUGAUGGAGAGGGGAGAAAAAGGACCUCGUCUACCUGCAGCAAUGAGUCCCUAAACGUUGGAGGAACCCCUGUGACUCCUCGCCGAAUUUCCUGGCGGCAGCGCAUCUUCCUCAGGGUUGCCUCUCCCAUGAACAAAUCUCCCUCGGCAAUGCAGCAGCAAGAUGGGCUGGACAGGAGCGAGCUGCUGCCACUGUCCCCUCUGGCUCCAACCAUGGAGGAGGACCCGCUGGUGAUAUUUAUGUCUGGGGAGGAGGACCUAGAAAAAGUUGAAGAAAGAAACAAGUCGGAGGAACUGAGGAGUUUGUGGAGAAAGGCUAUACACCAACAAAUCCUGUUGCUUCGAAUGGAGAAAGAAAACCAGAAACUUGAAGCAGCAAGCAGAGACGAACUCCAGUCCAGAAAAGUUAAAUUGGAUUAUGAAGAAGUUGGUGUCUGUCAGAAGGAUGUCUUAAUCACUUGGGAUAAGAAGUUAUUAAACUGCAGAGCCAAGAUCAGAUGCGAUAUGGAAGAUAUUCAUACUUCUCUUAGAGAAGGUGUUCCUAAAAGCCGACGAGGAGAAAUCUGGCAAUUCCUAGCUUUACAAUACCGUCUUCGACACAGAUUGCCAAAUAAACAGCAACCCCCUGAUGUUUCCUAUAAAGAGCUUUUAAAGCAGCUCACCGCUCAGCAGCACGCUAUUCUCGUGGAUUUAGGGAGGACUUUUCCUACUCAUCCUUACUUUUCAGCACAGCUUGGGGCAGGGCAGCUGUCCCUCUUUAACCUCUUGAAAGCCUACUCGUUAUUGGACAAAGAAGUGGGUUACUGUCAAGGGAUCAGCUUUGUGGCCGGAGUCCUGCUCCUACACAUGAGUGAAGAGCAAGCCUUUGAAAUGCUGAAAUUCCUCAUGUAUGACCUAGGCUUCCGCAAGCAGUACAGACCCGACAUGAUGUCACUACAGAUUCAGAUGUACCAGCUGUCCAGGCUCCUUCAUGACUACCACAGAGAUCUCUACAAUCAUCUGGAAGAAAAUGAAAUCAGCCCCAGUCUCUAUGCUGCCCCCUGGUUCCUCACAUUGUUUGCCUCUCAGUUUCCACUAGGAUUUGUAGCCAGAGUUUUUGAUAUUAUUUUUCUCCAGGGAACCGAAGUUAUAUUUAAGGUUGCCCUCAGCCUGCUGAGCAACCAAGAAUCACUCAUAAUGGAAUGUGAAAACUUUGAAAAUAUUGUCGAAUUCCUUAAAAACACGCUACCUGAUAUGAAUACAUCUGAAAUGGAAAAAAUUAUCACCCAGGUUUUUGAGAUGGAUAUUUCUAAACAGUUACACGCCUAUGAGGUGGAGUAUCACGUGCUGCAGGAUGAGCUCCAGGAAUCUUCAUAUGAGGAUAGUGAGCCUCUGGAGAAAUUGGAGAGGGCCAAUAGCCAGCUGAAAAGACAAAACAUGGACCUUCUAGAAAAAUUACAGAUAGCCCAUGCUAAAAUCCAGACCUUGGAAUCCAACCUGGAAAAUCUUUUAACCAGAGAGACCAAAAUGAAGUCUUUGAUCCGGACCCUGGAACAGGAGAAAACAGCUUAUCAAAAGGCAGUGGAGCAGAUCCGGAGGCUGCUGCCAGCAGAUGCUCUGGCCAAUUGUGAACCACUGCUGAGAGACUUAAACUGCAACCCUAACAACAAAGCCAAGACAGGAAACAAGCCAUAACGGAAGAUGUACCAUCCCAGCAGGAAGUGCUCUGAGGGUGCUUCAGAUGGGAGGAGCCUGCGUGCUGCUGGUCCAGCGAUGGACGCCAGAGCUGGCAGAACCACUGAGUUGGUUCUCAGCCCAGUCAGAGCUGGGGGUCCUUGCUCUCCUUAGAGCAUGCCAGUUCUUAACCAUUGUACAUAUGUAGACUGGCUUUUUUUUCUUUGCUGUCCUUGUUGGCUAUGUACAUAUAUAUAAAAAUGGACAGAAAGAGUUCAUGCUUUCAGAUAAAAGGAGUAGGUGUAUAUUUAGAGCAAUUUUUUUUUUAAUCAAAAACUUCAUGAAAUCCACUCCAAAGGGAAUUUAAAGUGAAUUUCCCCUUGGACACAUGUGAAGUCAUUUUGUCUUUGUAGUGAAACAAAGCUAGAACAUCUUUGUAUAUUGAAAUAUACUUGAAAAAAAUGAAUGUAUUUUUUUCUCCAAAGAAAAGCAUGUUUCACUCAGUGGUGGGGAGGUGGAAACAUUUGUGUAGCUUUAUGUGUAUCUGUCUUAAAAUCUACUGACAUUAUAGAUUUGAGGAAAAUGACUGCCAGUCAAGCUCCAGGGUUUUUCAGGAAAGCAGGGGCCUUUCCCCUGCUGCCUGCUUUGUGCCAACUAGCAUGUUGCAUCUACAUGCAUUUUGAGUCUGGACAGGCAUUACUUUAGGUGUGUGUAAGAAGGCAAGACAUUGUGGCAGAGUCUGCCCACCCAGCUCGAGAGAAUGUUACUAAUUUUCUAGCAAAUUUGACCAGCAGGGUUACUUAACUAAAAAUAUCAGUCCUAAAAAAUAUAAUUUAGGACCUAAAUUGUCUAGAUCAACUUUCUACCUUUUCAUUUAAAUUACUCCUACAGUUGUGAACGAACAUCCCUUGACUUAGUGCCUCAGUCGGUGACAAGGAUUUGCCAUUUGCUUUCAAAAUGUGGGAGCUCUUACUGUAGUUCUCUCUACCUUAAAUGAUGGAUAAGGAAAUACAAUUAUGAUUGGUUUU
Messenger RNA from Vicugna pacos (alpaca), 4533 nucleotides. The record is from RefSeq and is a predicted model, not a curated record. Lineage: Eukaryota; Metazoa; Chordata; Mammalia; Artiodactyla; Camelidae.